This is a messenger RNA of Penicillium brasilianum, 624 nucleotides long. NCBI's taxonomy places the organism in Eukaryota, Fungi, Ascomycota, Eurotiomycetes, Eurotiales, Aspergillaceae. The record is from the annotation of a GenBank genome assembly.
AUGAAAAAUCCUUUAAUUAUAAGCCGACUCUCAUCGGUAUCCACUUUCGGGAGUACAACAAACUCCAGCGGCAGUGGCGUACAAUACUCAGGCAACGUCGGUAUCCCAUAUGGAAGCAAUAUCAUUGAGGUCUCUCAUGACGUCGCCAAUCAAUAUAAAUAUGUUUUGAGAUUUGAGGGACCAGCCACGGGGGGAAAUUGGACCGUGGUCCUUUGGAACAAAAUUGGAACCGAUGGUUUGCUCAGCGGAUGGUACGGGCAUGGCUGUAAAAUGUUCACCCUGACACCCGGCCAAUACCGGUACAUUGCGAUUGAUGAGGAUUCACAAGGUGGAUGGGCUGCUGAUCCGGGAGUUUCUAUACCUCUCGAUUCGCAAGGCGGUUAUGCUUCAACUUGGGGCGAAUUUGACUUUGGUUCGUCCAUAAACUCUGGUUGGUCAGGAUUUGAUGUGUCCGCUAUCGCUGCACAGAAUGCGGGUCUAUCGGUGCAAGGGAUGAAGAUCUAUGCCACCGAUGUUCAUAACGCCUACAUUCGUGCCCUUGCCGGAGUGGGGGGUAUUGGGGGAAACCUUUCGCCUGGGCCAGUCAGACUCGCAGUCACCAUCGAUUAUGAUGUAUCCUCUUAG